AUGGCUCAGACACAACAAUGCAGCAACAACCCUAAGCUUGUAGGUUUGCGUCUAACACUGUGGUUCCAACGCAAAAAAUUGGUUGUUGUGUCUAGUGAUGUUUUCAUCCUUGGCUCAUCAAUUUUUAUCCUGACCUGGUCUCGUAGGAAUUUUUUCUUUCCAACCCACACUACCCGACCCGACCCCUCGACGCUCCCCCUCCCCGCGACCGCGAGAGAUACGCAGCCGCAGCCGACACGAAGCCGCCGCCUCCUCCUCCCCCGACCCCCGAGCUCGACGCCCCUCGGAGUAGAUUCCGGCGAGCUUCCGCUCCGCUCCUACCUGUUCAUUCCGACCCCAGCCCAGCUCGCUUCCUCCCACCCCGCAGCAGCAGCAACCGCCGCCGCCGCCGCCUUAUAUUACGCUGGUGCCACCUCCUCCAACCUGAGCGCCGCCGCCUCCGGUGAGCCAUCGCGAAGGCCCCCUUACCUACCUGGGCGACGCCUGCUCCUCCCAGUCCGUCGCGCCAUCCGGAGUGAUCCUGUGCUCUCGAUGGCUGGGAGGCACACCAUUAUUCUGAUGCAACCAUCCCAAAAUAGGGGUUCCAGAACAUUUAUGGAUUAUAAUUCAAUUAACCAUGCAUUGGAUGGAAUCUGUGGUCUUUAUGAAAGGAAAAUUAGGGACAUAAACCCAAUGGUGCCGAACAUAACCUAUGACAUCACUGACCUCUAUAACUUCAUUGAUGGUCUAGCUGAUAUCAGUGCACUUGUUUAUGAUCACUCAAUUCAGGCAUUUCUGCCAUAUGAUCGACAGUGGAUAAAGCAAAAGUUGUUUCAACACUUGAAGAAGCUGGCUCAGCGGUAGUGUCGCUGGUUUUGGAUUGGUAUCUUCUCACCAAAAGCAGACAUGUGGUCAUAGUUGUCAGAGGUGUUUCCUGUAAAACUAUGAGAACUUUACGUUGUGUGCUCAUAUUCUGGCUAAACUAUUUCAGUGGUUCGCCUCAGGCACCCAAUAUACCAACUUAUCUGUUGUGUUCAACUUAAAAGUGUUUGUGAAUGAAAGAAAGAUUUGGCUGCA
Messenger RNA from Oryza brachyantha (malo sina), 1056 nucleotides. RefSeq lists its product as uncharacterized. Bases 1 to 843 code for a protein of 280 amino acids. The record is from RefSeq and is a predicted model, not a curated record. Lineage: Eukaryota; Viridiplantae; Streptophyta; Magnoliopsida; Poales; Poaceae. The transcript is spliced from 5 exons.